GUGGGGGCGGGGGGAAGGGGCGCGAGGGCCGAGAUGGCGCAGCAGCGGGUCCUGCCGCAGAGCAAGGAGACCCUGCUGCAGUCCUACAACAAGCGCCUCAAGGACGACGUCAAGUCUAUCAUGGACAACUUCACCGAAAUCAUCAAGACGGCUAAGAUUGAGGAUGAAACUCAAGUCUCUCGAGCAACCCAGGGUGAACAAGAUAACUAUGAGAUGCAUGUCAGAGCUGCAAACAUUGUCCGAGCUGGUGAGUCCCUGAUGAAACUUGUGUCUGACCUGAAGCAGUUCUUGAUCCUCAAUGAUUUCCCCUCUGUGAAUGAAGCUAUCAACCAGCGCAACCAGCAGCUGAGAAGCAUGCAGGAGGAAUGUGACAAAAAGUUGAUUGCACUACGGGAUGAGAUCUCCAUUGACCUGUACGAGCUAGAAGAAGAAUAUUACUCUUCCAGCUACAGUCUGUGUGACAGCAAUGAUCUUCCACUGUGCGAAGCCUACUGGAGACAAGACUUUGCCACGCUGUCCCCUGAGAGCCCUUCCAUGCCUCUGACAGCUGCCGCAGCAGAGCAGAGUGUUGCUACCUCCCAGAGCUCAACCCCAUCGCACCCUCAUGUGAACGGGCACGGGGCAGGCCCCACGGAGCACUCCUAAAGAGGAUCCUCUGCUGCUGAACCCACUCCUCCUGGCAGCACCAUGCUGCUGGAAGUCUUCCACCGCUGCACUGAGGAAGUGUCUCCCACUGUCAGGAGAAGGCACUGGAGCUGUGUCUGCAGGUUUUUGCUGCCUGGAUAGCCACAGUGCUUUCUCCACCCCUGGGACAUUGCCAUGAGUGUUCCUCUCCCUUAAGAGAAUGUGAUCAGUAAAUACAAAGUUGAUUGUUCUAACAAAUUAGAAUUAAGUUUGCUUUAACAUGACAGUUACGUGUAGAGUUCAUUAGAAAUCCAGUUUCUAAUGUCUAAUUCCAUGUGAGUCUCAAUAAGUACACACUGGAGUGUGUGGAGUUGACUUUGUUUGGGAUAAACUUGAGCCAAAUGUGGGAAUAGUGAGUGUUUUGGGGUUUCUACCCUGCUUUCCAAGGUUACUGACAUUCUGGCUGCUUUAAAGCUUUCUCAGGAUGGCAUCUGACGACCACAGCUCUACUUAACCAGAGUAAGAAUCUUGUAGUAUUUUUUUACACAGCAGCCUUCACUGUCAUAGAGCUUCACAAACUUGAACUUCCUGCUUGCAGUCAUUUGGGAAGAGGCUCUCAGGAGACCUUUACCAAGGAGCAGUGGUCUCUCUUUUGAAAAAGGCAAACAGGUAUCCAUGAUGCCACUUGCUCAAGGCCGCAGCUAGAAGCAGCAACAUACUUUCAUUAGUCCAGUCUGUUUUUCAUUGUUGACACAGAAACCUUCUGUUAACAUACUCUGAGCAAAAUCUUGAGCUGACUGGGGUGUAGGGAGCAGUGAGGGAUACUCAGUGACUCCUGCAGUUUCAUUCCAAAGCAGCACAUUUGGCGCUUUUUCUGCGGCUGUUCCGCGUUCCCUCAAACCGCGCAACUGGAACGGGGCUGGGGUUGAACUGGGAUACAGCCGUUGGCAGCUGAGCCCGGCUCCCCCUGCACCCUGCUGUAACCUCUUGUUCCUUAGGAUGUGAAUUUUGGUAUACGUUUCAUUUUAUUUUUCUUCUGUUCCAUUUUAUUUUUGUAACGAGGUGGUUUAAUAAAACUAACUUUUGUAUCAUU
Messenger RNA from Tyto alba (common barn owl), 1717 nucleotides. RefSeq names its product mediator complex subunit 22 (gene MED22). The record is from RefSeq and is a predicted model, not a curated record. Gene Ontology annotation, molecular function: transcription coregulator activity. The transcript is spliced from 4 exons. NCBI's taxonomy places the organism in Eukaryota, Metazoa, Chordata, Aves, Strigiformes, Tytonidae. Gene Ontology annotation, biological process: regulation of transcription by RNA polymerase II. Bases 34 to 645 code for a protein of 203 amino acids. Gene Ontology annotation, cellular component: mediator complex.